Molecule: messenger RNA, 3619 nt
Organism: Pteronotus mesoamericanus
Lineage: Eukaryota; Metazoa; Chordata; Mammalia; Chiroptera; Mormoopidae
Gene: TM7SF3
Product: transmembrane 7 superfamily member 3
Exons: 12
Coding region: 168-1880 (570 amino acids)
Biological process (GO): negative regulation of programmed cell death
Cellular component (GO): plasma membrane
Source: RefSeq, a predicted model, not a curated record
GCACUGCGGAUCUGGCGGGUGUGCGGCGCGAGCACUUGGCGGGCGAUGGCGCCGAGCGCGAACGCGAGCGGGAGCGCGAGCGCCCCGGGGUAGCGAGGGCUCGGCUGCGCGGCCCUGACCGCGCCGCUCUCCGUCCCUGGCGUUGGCUCCGCCGGGCCCGGGCAGCUAUGGAACUCCUUCGGCUGAUGGCGCUGGCAGCGUUGGCGUCGCAACCCGGGGUGGCUGGUGGAGCCGAGAUCGUCGGGAACUCCAGCGUGGGUAUUACUGAGUUUUCUGUGGGGAAAUUUAGGUACUUGAAGCUCAGCAAGCCCUUUCCAGAGGAAGCUAUUUUGCAUAAUAUUUCCAGCAAUGUGACUUUUCUUAUUUUCCAAAUACAUUCACAGUAUCAGAAUACGACGAUUUCUUUUUCUAAGACUCUCCUUCCCAGUACCUCGGCAACAGGCACUGGCAAAGGACUGGUUUUCAGUCUUAGGCCAGAGCAGAGCAUGUGCUUUUGGUAUAUGGAAACUUCAGAUGCAGAACCUGUCCAAAGUGUGGCCAUUCCACUCUCCUACUCAGAAGGAGAUCCUGUCCCUGGGGGCUGUAAUUUGGAGUUUGAUUUAGAUAUUGAUCCCAACAUUUACUUGGAGUAUGAUUUCUUUGAAACAACUAUCAGAUUUGCCCCAGCAAACCUAGGCCAUGCAAGAGGCACAGAAUCUCCGCCAUGUGACAUCAGGACGGGACAGGACACUAGGUGGAGGUUGUGGUAUGACGUCUAUCAGUAUUUUCUGCCCGAGAAUGACCUCACUGAAGAGGGGUUGCUGAAGCAUCUGCAGAGGAUGGCCGAAGUGUCUCAGGUGACGGCCAAUGCUAUUAAGGUGGUUACCCUAACAGCUAAUGAUAAGACAAGUGUUUCCUUCUCUUCCCUCCGGGGACAAGGUGCCAUUUAUAAUGUCAUUGUUUGGGACCCAUUUCUCAAUACGUCCGCUGCUUAUGUUCCAGCUCACACAUAUGCUUGCAGCUUUGAGGCAAAAGAGGGUAAUUGCUCUUCCCUUGGAAGAGUAUCUACCAAAGUAUUUUUCACUCUUUUUGCCCUGCUUGGUUUCUUCAUUUGUUUCUUUGGACACAGAUUCUGGAAAACAGAAUUAUUCUUCAUAGGCUUUAUCUUCAUGGGAUUCUUCUUUUAUAUACUGAUUACGAGACUGACACCUAUGAAGUAUGAUGUUCGUCUGAUUCUGACGGCCGUCGCUGGAAGCGUUGGUGGGAUUUCCUUGGUAGCCGCCUGGUGGCGAUUUGGAAUCCUCAUGCCCUGCAUGCUGUGUGUUGGACUGGUGCUGGGCUUCCUCAUCUCGUCAGCGAUUUUCUUCACUCCUCUGGGAAACCUAACAAUAUUUAAUAAUGAUGAGGUAUUCUGGGUGACCUUCUCCGGUAUAGCAGUUCUCAUUCCAGUAAUUUUGAUGGCUGGCCUGAGAAUACUGAACAUACUGGCUUGUGGAUUCGUUGGCUCCUAUUCGGUGGUCUUGGCCGUUGACAGUUACAUGUAUACGAGCCUUUCUUACAUCACUUUGAAUGUACUCAAGAGAGCACUCAGCACUCAUUUCCGCAGCGCUUUCACAAAUGUGCCUUUUCAAACUAAUGACUUUAUCAUCCUGGCAGUAUGGGGUAUGCUGGCUGUGAGUGGAAUUACAUUGCAGAUUCGAAGAGAAAGAGGACGACCGCGCUUCCCUCCCCAUCCAUACAAGCUAUGGAAGCGAGAGAGGGAGCGCAGAGUAACCAACAUCCUGGACCCCAUCUACCACAUCCCUCCACUGAGAGACAGGCUCUAUGGCCGAUUAACCCAGAUCAGAGAGUUCUUCCAGAAGGAACAGCCAGCUGGAGAGAGAACACCCCUGCUUCUAUAAAUGCCAAAGGGCUUGGUCAGUGGGAUCUUCCAGGCACUGCCUCGGCCUUGGCGUUGAUGUCCAGCCGGCUUCAGCAACCUCCAGUGCAAGUCUAAUAAGAAAAUGGGCUUAUGUGCUGUGUGUGGUGCCCUUCCUGAUGUGUGGUAAGGCUAUGCCAAGGAGAUUAUGAUAAUUCUAAGUAAGUGAAGAAGAUGACCAAAAAACUGAUGGUAGGGAGGCUUUUCCUUAUUCCAGAAUACUUAAGAAAUUACCUUUUGGUUUACAUGUUCAACUUAAAACUCCUUGAACAAUUCUGUCACCUGAGUCUGUCUAAACCUGCAGGGCAAGGGCACAGAGGGUGGUUUGAUUUAAGUGUUAGACUGAAUUUUUUGCCACUUUUAAGAGGUUUAGGGAUUUAAUACUGGGUCUUUGAACUUCAGAGUACAAAAGAAGGAGAACUAACUUAAAAGCAGUCAGACUACUUAGUUGAAUCUUUCAUAGUUUCAUAUAUUAUCAAAAGGUACUGUUCUUUUGCUUAUUUUUGUGAUAAAAAACAUUUAUCGUAUCAUUUUAGGUGUAUAGUUCAGUACCUUUUGUUUUUGACUUUUAUUGCUUAAGAUGGUAAUUUAAAUAGCUAAAUUAUUUCAGUUAUUUGAAAAUAGGUCGAAUUUAUAUAAGUAACAGAACUUUUAUAUGUAUGAUUUAUUUAUAUUCCAUAUGAUGGCAUAUAAAUGCCAUUUGUUUCUUUCAGAGCCCUUUAACGUACUGUUGACAGCUGAUCUGAUUUUAAUAUUAGAUGAAAUACAAAUUGUUUUGCUUUUUAGGAUACAGAUUGCUCAUACCUUAAUCUAUAGUCCCAUUAAUAAGGAAAUCUUUUAAAAAUUUGCAUUUUGUAAUUCUUUCUACUAAAUUAGUUAUUAGCAUUGAUGUGAAAUACAACUUCAAAAAAAAUCUCUUUUGUAUGAAGCCUUUGCACCAUCUGUGUUUUAAAGUGACGAAGGAGUCAAAAAAAAGUCAGGUGUUUAAUGGAGCUGCUUUUUGAAUCAGGACAUUGGCAUUUUAAGGCGAGUCCCUUCGGUUUUGACCCUUUUCCCCCCCCAUAAGAAAGUACCUGGAUGCCCUGGGCUGUGUGCCUGCUCCUCAUGGCCUUUUCUCUUAUCCGCCAGAGCCUCCGCCACCGGUGGCCCUGCGCUGGACUGGAAGCUGGCGACUCUGACAUGCCUGAGUGACAGGGCGUUGUGGUCAUGGGCACCCUUGUAAGUUAACCACUAUUUGAAAUGAUGCUGCUUUUAGGGGGGUUUUCAAAGCACAAUAGAUUUCUGAAGUUUCAGGUAACUGAAAAAUUUUCAACGUUUGCUUUUAAAAGUGUUUUGGAAAGGCUGAAACAAAAGGAAAAAUAUAAAACUAAUCAUUUUUCUUUGAAAAAUUAUACACAAGUGUUCGUUUACUGUUUAUUCCUAAUCGACAGUUUAUAUAAUUGCAGUAACACUUAAACUUGAAGAAAGAAUUUUUUUUAAUAACUCACUGUAAGGAUUGUGGCUUCUGCCAUAUCUUUGUACAUUCUAACAAAGUUAUAUGGAAUAUUUGUGAGUUAUUUUCUAAACCACCAAAAUGCACUGCCAGUGAAGACUGUAAAGAUAGAACACACUGUUAUGGAGGGGGAUACAAAUUGUUAAGGAAGUUUUAUGGUAAUUUGUGAAUUAUAAACAAAUUUGUAUAAUUUUUUAAUAAUAAAAUCUUAUUUUGAAAAAUGCUAAAAA